UCUCUCAAUAUGUGUUCUUUAUAGAUCUAAUGCCUCAAUUCCAAAGCCUCUAAAUGUGCCUUUCAGAGCUUUUAAAGUUUGGCUGGAACAUGAGGGAUUUUUGAAAGUAGUGGAAGAUCAUUGGAAGAAACAGGUAACUGGCAAUCCUGGUUUUGUGUUUUUAAGUAAAUUGAAAAGUUUAAAAAAGGUGAUAAGUGACUGGAAUUGGAAUGUAUUUGGAGAUAUUAGAAAGAAACUCAAACAGGCUGAGGAUGAUAUUUUGAAAGCUGCUUUGGAUUCAGAUAGAAAUCCAGAAGACAUAGUAUUAAUGGAUAAGUUGUAACAGCUAGAGGAAAACAAGAAAUCAUAUCUCAUCAAAAUAAUGAAAUGGUGAAACAAAAAUCAAGAGUUAAAUGGAUGAAUGAAGGGGAUUCAAAUACCAAAAAAUUUCAUGUAAACAUGAGAAUCAGACAAGCACAAAACUCUAUUGUUGAGCUAUAAAAUAAUGAAGGAUCUCUUAUUACUAGUCAGCAAGGAAUAUCUGACAUCUUGGUGUCUUAUUUUGAAGAUAAAUUUAAAUCUCAGGAUACUCAAAUUCUAGAAAAUGUCUUUAGUGUUGUCCCUCAAGAAGUUAACUCAGAGGAUAACACUAUGCUUGAGUCAACUCCUUCAGCUAAAGAAAUAAAUAAAGUUGUAUUUGACAUGGACCCUGAUAGUGCAUCUGGUCCAGAUGGUUUUAGUGGAUGGUUUUACAAAUGGGGAUAAAACAUAGUUGGUGAGGAUUUUAUCAAAGCCAUUCAGUACUGUUGGUCAAACGGCUUCAUCCCAGCUGAAGGUGGUCUGGGUAUUAGAAAACUUGAAGUUAUCAACAAAACUCUACUAAUAAAACUUUUCUGGAAGAUUCUAAAUGGUGAAGAUGAAUGGGAAAAAUUCUUUCAAGCAAAGUUCAAGAACAGUAGAGGUGAGUGGAUUACUUAUCAUAAAAAAUCCUCCAUUUGGCAUGGUAUAAAAACGGUAAUAAACGAAGUUGAAAACGGCUCAAGAUGAUUGGUAGGUAAUGGACAACAAAUCUCAGUUUGGAAGGAUACAUGGACAAAUAGCAGACCACUAUGUGAACAAUUUCCAGGAAAUGCUCCUAUGAAUUCUAAUCAUAAUAUGAAAGUAUCUGAACUACUAAAUAAUGGUGAAUGGAUUGUACCUCCAUAAUUGGCACAGUUUUGUGGAGCAAAUGAACCGCCAAUGGCUGAUAAUGAAAAUGUCAGAAUAAUUUGGCAUGGAUCUUCUAUAGGUAUUUCUUCUAUAACAUCUGCUUGUGAAUUAAUUAGAAUGAAAUAUCCAAUAUUGCAGUGGACCAAACAAGUAUGGCAUAAUAGCGUUCACCCUAGUGUAUCUAGUAAUAUAUGGAAGAUAGUUAGAAAGGUGGUACCAUAUGAUGGCAUCAAGAUGACCUUUCUGCAAACAAUCAGAGGAAACACUAGAACAUAUAUUGUGGUUCUGUGAUUAUACUGAAAUUAUUUGGAAAUGGCUUGGAGGAGUAUUUCACUUUUUAAACCCAACUACUUUUGAAGAUAUUCUCUCAGCAGCAAAAACAAAAAGUCCUGCAGUGAAGAAGAUUUGGAGAAAUGAUGCUUUUAUUACUAUGAAGGAAAUUUGGUUUUUCAGAAAUAGAGCAGUUUAUGAAGAAGAAGAGUAUAAUUUAGAGAUGAACAAGAAAAGAGUGUUGAAGUUCACAGCUGAUAGUGAAGUUAGAAUGUCUGCAUACAUGUGGGAUUCAUCUUAUGAUCUCCACAUUAUAAAAAAAUUUAACCUCAGGUGUAGAAAAGUUAGAUACUUACAGGUUCAGGAAUGCUUCUUACAUCUCCCUAAGAAGAAUCAAAUUCUGAUGUGCUGUGAUGGUGCUGCAAGUGAGAACCCUGGAGAUUCUGGAUUUGGUUUCAUAGGGAGAGACUGGACUAGAGAUGUUAAAGUUGCUACCUCUGGAGGUUUGGGUGUUGCAAAAAAUUUCUUGGCUGAGAUAAUGGCAGUGCUAUUUGCAGGUGAAUGGGCAGUUGCUAAUAAUUUCUUGGAUGUUUGUUUUAGAACUGACUCAAGUGCAGCCAUAUCAGUAUUUAGGAGUGGAAAGCUUCCUUGGAUAGCUACAUGGAAGAGAAUCUGUAGCAAAAUAAAAUGGGAGUUUGUACAGAGCUUUAGAGAAUUUAACUUCUCAGCCGAUUCUUUGGCCAAAAAAGGUGCAGGAAUGAAUAAAGGGGAUUGUGUUGUAUAUUCAGAGAGACCACCUUUCCUAACAAAAAUUGAACUUCCUUUCUUAAAAUACUUUAGGUUUUGCUAAGCUUCUUACUUGUAAGCCUACUUUAUAAAGGCUUUUGUUUUCCUUGUUUUUAUCAUGAGGUCCAGUUGGCCAGUUUUAUAUUUGUGA
Molecule: messenger RNA, 2395 nt
Organism: Papaver somniferum (opium poppy)
Lineage: Eukaryota; Viridiplantae; Streptophyta; Magnoliopsida; Ranunculales; Papaveraceae
Exons: 2
Coding region: 1619-2308 (229 amino acids)
Molecular function (GO): nucleic acid binding; RNA-DNA hybrid ribonuclease activity
Source: RefSeq, a predicted model, not a curated record